Molecule: messenger RNA, 3664 nt
Organism: Peromyscus eremicus (cactus mouse)
Lineage: Eukaryota; Metazoa; Chordata; Mammalia; Rodentia; Cricetidae
Gene: Sirpa
Product: signal regulatory protein alpha
Exons: 8
Coding region: 37-1572 (511 amino acids)
Biological process (GO): positive regulation of T cell activation; positive regulation of phagocytosis
Cellular component (GO): plasma membrane
Source: RefSeq, a predicted model, not a curated record
CCGCCGCUCUCCCUCCUUGCUCUGCAGCCGCGGCCCAUGGAGCCCGCCGGCCCGGCCCCUGGCCGCCUAGGGCCGCUGCUGCUCUGCCUACUGCUCUCCGCGUUCGGUUCCGGAGCAGGAUCCACACAGAAGGAACUGAAGGUGAUUCAGCCUGAGAAGUCAGUGUCUGUUGAUGCUGGGGACCCGGCCAUUCUGAACUGCACUGUGACCUCUCUGUUCCCUGUGGGACCCAUUCAGUGGUUCAGAGGAACAGGGCAAAACCGACAUCUAAUCUACAGUUUCACAGGAGAAAAGUUUCCUCGAAUUACAAAUGUCACAGAUGCCACUAAGAGAAACAACUUGGACUUUUCCAUCCGCAUCAGUAAUGUUACCCCAGCAGAUGCCGGCAUCUACUACUGUGUGAAGUUCCAGAAGGCAGACUCUGACAAGGAACUCAGAUCUGGAGGGGGAACAGUGCUCAAUGUGCUUGCCAAACCUUCUCCGCCGGUGGUAUCCGGCCCAGCAAGCAGGGUCACACCUGAGCAGACAGUGAACUUCACCUGCAAGUCUCAUGGCUUCUCUCCCCGGAACAUCACCCUAAAGUGGUUCAAAGAUGGGAAAGAGCUCCCUGGCUUCCAGACCACCGUGGACCCUGAGGGAGGGAGUGUCUCCUACAACAUCUCCAGCACAGCCCAGGUGGUACUGAAGCCCGGGGAUGUUCAUUCUCGGGUCAUCUGCGAAGUAGCCCACGUCACCUUGAAAGGAAGCCCUCUUCGUGGGACUGCUAACUUGUCGGACACCAUCCGAGUUUCACCCAUCCUGGAUGUCACCCACCAGCCCACAGUGGCAGGCAACCCGGUGAACGUCUCCUGCCAGGUGCAGAAGUUCUACCCUGACAAACUCCGGCUGACCUGGCUGGAGAAUGGAAACAUCACCCGGACAGAGGAUCCUAAGCUCCCGGCUUUGACGGAGAACAAGGAUGGGACCUAUAACUGGACAAGCUGGCUCUCGGUGAACACGUCUGCCCAUAGAGAGAACGUGGUGCUCACAUGCCAGGUGGAGCAUGAUGGGAAGCCAGCGGUCACCAAAAACCAUACCCUGCCGGUCUCUGCCCACCAGAAGGAGCAGGGCAUGGACGCCACCCCUGAUAAUAAUUCUCCCAGCCAGAACAUCUUCAUCGCUGUGGGUGUGGUGUGCGCUUUGCUAGUAGUCCUGAUGAUGGCGGCCCUCUACCUCCUCCGGAUCAAACAGAAGAAAGCCAAGGGGUCGACUUCUUCCACAAGGUUGCAUGAGCCCGAGAAGAAUGCCAGGGAAAUAACCCAGGUACAGUCUUUGAUCCAGGACACAAACGACAUCAACGACAUCACGUAUGCAGACCUGAAUCUGCCCAAAGAGAAGAAGCCCGCCCCCCGGGCCCCCGAGCCCAACAACCACACAGAAUAUGCGAGCAUUGAGACAGGCAAAGUGCCGAGGCCAGAGGAUACCCUCACCUAUGCCGACCUGGACAUGGUCCACCUUAGCCGGGCACAGCCAGCCCCCAAGCCUGAGUCAUCCUUCUCGGAGUAUGCCAGUGUCCAGGUCCAGAGGAAGUGAAUGGGACUGGGGUCGGCUCUAGGGCCCGUAGCCACAAGUUGUCUUGUCCCACAUGGGGUGGCCAUGGUGCGGACAACCAGCCAGCCAGUCCUGUCCCUAGAAGGCCAGGUGGAACAGGUCCUAGGACCAGGAGUAAGGGUGGCCUUUGUCUUCCCUCCUUGGCUCUCCAACACUUCUAGGGCAGCCAUGUUCCCUGCUUCUGGAGGCUGGUGUUGCCGAACCAGAGGGGGGACUGGAGAAAGCUGCCUGGAAUCCAAGACGUGUGCCUCGGCCCAUCACACGUGGGUCUGGAUCCUGAUCUUGGCGACUCCAGGUUGUUUCCUUGUUGCUCCAGAGCCUGGUCUCCUGUGUGGAGAAGAGCUCCCCGCCCCCACCUCCACCCAACUUGGGCUUUGGGGCAAGAAUCCCUUUAGAUCAACUGCCCCCUCCCUCCGUGGAAGAUCUACAUCAGGAGACAGCAAGAUUUCCACCAACAGUGCUGGCCUCCCGCCUGCCAGACUGACUAGCCCUGGGGGAGAAGGAACCCUCUCCUCCUAGACCAGCGGAGACUCCCUGGGCAUGUUCAGUGUGGCCCCACCUCCCUCCCAGUCCCAGCUUGCUUCCUCCGGCCAGCACUAGCUCAGCAGCAGCGCUCUGUGGACACCUGUAAAUUAUUGAGAAAUGUGAACUGUGCAGUCUUGAAGCUAAGGUGUUAGAAAAUUUGAUUUGUGCUGUUUCGUUGUUAUUGGGUUUCUUUUUUCUUUUUUUUUUUUUCUUUUCUUUCUUUUUUUUUUUUUUCUUAAAACAACAGCAGCAGCAUCCUGGCUCUUCGUCAUGUGUUGAAUGGUUGGGUCUUGUGAAGUCUGAGGUCUAACAGUUUCUUGUCCUGGAAGGAUUUUCUUAAAGCAGUAACAGAUUUUUCCAUUUCCCAGAACUCUGAGGACCAAAAGGGAUCCCUCAGCUGCUACUUUCAGGCAUUCAGCCUCAGUGGGACGAACCGGGCCCUGUCCUUACGAAGCCACAUGGCUGGCCGGCCCUUUGCCUCCAUGGCUGCUGUGGUAAGUUGCAGCCUUGUCUGACCCAGUGCUGACCUAAUGUCGGCCGUUCCACGUUGAGGGGAGAAGGUCAGUGACGGCCUCCUUCACUCACAAGCACUUCAGAGGCAUGCAGAGAGAAGGGACGCUCAGCCAGCAGCCGGUGUUCCAGCAGUCUGAGGUAAUCAAUGUAGGAGGAGUCCAUUGUUGCCAUCAGACCUCAGCAAGAUCACACUGGGACCGAACCUGAUCGUACCUGUGACGACACAGCUGUGAGCCAGGGCGGACUACCCCUCUGUCACUGGCUAGGGAGUCUGGGCAGAGGCUCUGUUUGACCCACAUCCUUCAAACUGGAUGCCGAGGCCUGGCUGGGCCCAUGGCAAGCGGAUGUUACAACCCUGGCUGUCUGGUCUUAACAUGUAGCUCAGCAAGUUGAGGCACUAAUGUCCCUGACCCCUGGGGAUCCCUGGCUCGGGCUAUUCAAGUAGGAAGCUGAACCAACCUGCCUGCUUCUAUAGGUAUGAUGGGAGGAUGUCAGGAACACAGCUCUCUAGGGUUGGUGACCUGAUACUUCCCAUGAUGGCAUCCAGGAAUUAGCUGAGCCAAUAGGCUGUGUUGGCAGCACUGAGCCAGCCAACCAGAAUUUGUCUUUGGCAUCUGGGACCCAGGGUGGCCCUGCCAUCUUCUUGGGCUGCCUUUUAAUUCCAAAGGGUUGCUUUAUAAGCCUCCAUUCCCUUCUCCUCUGCCGGCACACGUGAGUACACACACAGCUGUAUAGACAAAGGAUGCCCUCUCACUGACAUCCUAGCUUUGUCUGAAGUUUUUUUGGAGGGAGAAAGGGAAUGAGGCAGGGAAGGUGUAUAGUUAUAGUUUUAGCCAGGUAACCUAGAGGGCCCCCAAACCCGUGUAUGGAACCCUGGUACAAGGAAGAGGCAAAAUGCACCCUGUGAGAGGAAUGGGAUUCCAGUUUAUCUGUAGACCAGAUGAGAAGGAAACAGGCCCCAUUUUGUACAUAGUUGCAACUUAAAAUUUUUGGCUUGCAAAAUAUUUUUGUAAUAAAGAUUUCUGGGUAACAAUGA